Molecule: messenger RNA, 10639 nt
Organism: Loxodonta africana (African savanna elephant)
Lineage: Eukaryota; Metazoa; Chordata; Mammalia; Proboscidea; Elephantidae
Gene: BTBD3
Product: BTB domain containing 3
Exons: 4
Coding region: 2816-4396 (526 amino acids)
Biological process (GO): cerebral cortex development; neurogenesis; dendrite morphogenesis
Cellular component (GO): cytosol
Molecular function (GO): protein binding
Source: RefSeq, a predicted model, not a curated record
CUUAUAGUUAAGAUAUUUUUAAAACAGCCACAAGCAUCAGUCCUCCCCCGCACGAGAGUGGUAUGCCCCUUUACAGACCGUACUUGGCGAUUCAGAUUUAGCACUGCUUCAUUUACCUAGUGUUCAUUUUUCAGCUGAUCUACAAAACUUAGUUUUCUAAAUAUCUGAAAUCUGUAAUUUCAGAAAGAGCAUUUUCUAAAAUACUAUAUAAUUUUUUUCCUUAAACUAUUCCAGGCACUUUUUUUCCUUUGACUUGGUGGUGUAAGAAUCAUGUUUUCUGGAACCUGUCUCCAUGAGGGGUGUUGAAUUGUAUACCAAAUGAAUAAGAACCAGUCUUAAGUUCUUGUGUCUUUUUUUAUGCUUUUUCUGUUUUGUCCUUGUCCAAAAAAAAAAACAAACCCAGUGCCCUCGAGUCAAUUCCAACUCAUAGCAACCCUAUAGGACAGGGUAGAACUGCCCCAUAAGAGUUUCCACGGAGCACCUGGCAGAUUGGAAGUGCCGACCCUUUGGUUAGCAGCCGUAGCACUUAACCACUACGCCACCAGGGUUUCCUGUCCCUGUCUAGCUGCCAGUUAUGGGUAUGCCUGUCUCUAAGUGGCUUGCUUCCUUUUCCAUUCUCAUUGAUUACUUCUAACCUGAGAAGCCAGGUGACUAGGUUUGUUAGAAAUAUGCAUGGGAUUACUGCUAGGCAGAAGGGCCUGCCUUGUGUGGGGGCUUUCCUAGGAGGGAAGCAGACGGGAAGGUCAGUAGCAUUUGAGCAGGGAAAUCCUUUGGUUUAAAUGGUCUUCUGAAUAGUUGAGGGGCUCCUUUGUGUCUUCCUUACGCCUUUCUCCAUGUUCUUUGUAAAACUAGUUUUAGGUCUCUUUCUCUUAUAUCAUGUUCUAGUGUGUUUGAAGGCAAUUCGGAAGUGUAGAUAUGCAUGUGUGUGGUCAACCCACGAGCAGGAAUAGACUCAUAAAUAAGCAGGACUUCAGGGUCCAUCUCAAAUGGAGGUGGACAGCCUUGAGCCACAGAUGGUUCUCUUACAGUACGUCUUGUAGUGGCGUUGCCAAUAGUUUUAAGAAGGAUAAUGAUGACAGUAAAAGGGUAGGCCGUGUUUCAGCUUAGUGACUUAAAAUUCUAGGAACACGAAGACUGAUUUCUGGCGUGUUUGGUGUCUGUAGUAGAUUAUUAGCUAUACCAAUCACAAUAGUAGCUCCUGUUUGUUGAGCCCUCACCCUGUCAGGCACUCAUUAUUCAGAUGAGUGUUGUGUAACAAACAGGGCUGUGGUCAUGGAGGGUGAAUUAGAUUGGAGGGGAGCAAAUGGCUACUGCAUAUUGAACAAAUGAGAGUCAUCCGGAUAGAGAAGGGGAGAUUAAAUCUCCUCAUUAGCCCCUCUUACCAGAUAAAUAAGCAUGUGUGGAAUCUGCCGCAGGUGUUUUUGUUUUUUCUUACCAAGGCUAGAAAUAAAUUGUCAGAGGACUCACAUCUGUGAGAACCACAUAGUACUUUAUAUUCUUCUGAUCCAAAGCAGAGAGAACCUGUUUGUGUUUUAACCAGGCAGCAUCAGAACAUGUUUUACUUGGAAUAGCCUCAUUUUUGGUUCCGUGUUCUAAAUUGUGGAUUAUAGUCUUUAAACUUAAAAAAAAAUGAAGCUAAAUGCAGCCAUAACAUUUAAGGUGGGUUCUGAGAUCCCGAACAGGCCCCAUCUGACAUAUUUUUAGUGAAUUAAACCAUGUAACACUGAUAACCAGUUUUCUCUCAUUUGAAUCUUAUUUUUACAUCUAGAAUUUGCCUUCUGUUACAGUGCAGCUCAGUGUACUGUUACAAAUACUAGUCUAACAGUAUUUUGUGGUCUGGGGCUCCUGUCAAAGAUGAUUAUAGAAGCUGGGAACCUUGGGAGGUACAAUGAACGAACACAAGGCCUCAUCUCUUAUUUUGUGCUAGGAUAUAACGUGAAUUCAAAGAGACUGAAAAAAAAUUCCUUCUUUUAAUCUGUAAUGUGUUUAGUAUGGUUUUACUAUUAGUAAUCCCUUUUAGCUUUUAGACUAGAGUAUUCUGUUGAAACAUUUGAAAUUAAAUGCUGCCAGGAAGAAGAUUUUACUAGAAAUGAGGGUAGUUAUCAGUCCUUACCCUUGAUUAAUCGAUCGUGCUUGUUUCACUGGGGAAAUAAAAAUGUACGUUUACCGAAGAGAAAUCUGUGGGUAUAAACUCUUCUCUUCCUGUUCUCAAAUAUGCUUCAUAUGUUGUUUAUCUUAUUUAAAUAUACAGUAGGCAAGAGUGCAACUACUGUUCCUUUAAUAUCAGAACUGUGCACGUUACAAUAGGUGUCACUGUUUUACUUGGGCCAAUCCUGAUCGGUGACUUCAGCUAUUGGCUCCGAGCACCGGCUGUCUGACUCCAUCUGCAGGGCUGUAACACCUACUCUCCUCCGAUCCAUUCACCACACAACUUCAGCCGGCUGAGCAGACUCGUGCGGGCGGCUCCAGCAGCAUCUUGCUAACCUAAUUCAGCAAACAAGUGCUGCGGCUCUGUGCCUGUCAUCUCUGCUCAGUGUAGCCUUUCCAGGUGAUCUAGGAAACUGGGUGAUUUUUAUGAACAAAUAAGAGAAACAGGAAUCAUGAUGGGGGUCUGUUUAACAGACCAAGUACUGGAUAAAACUUAAAGCCAGUUUCUAUUCAACCUAGUGAAAAGGUCACCUUGCCUGGCUGAGAAAAGAAGCAAAACAUCAGCUCGUUGGUGUCUGUUAACAUCUUAGCUCGCGCUGGCCUCUUUUCCGUGAUAUUCGCACCAAUUUGGGAUAUCUAGCUAUAGAGAGAGAGACAAACUGUACUCAUGGUAGAUGACAAGGAAAAGAACAUGAAAUGUCUCACCUUCUUCUUGAUGCUUCCAGAGACGGUAAAGAACAGGUCCAGGAAAAGCUCCAAGAAAGCAAAUACCACGACCAGCAGCAGCAGCAGCAGCAGCAGCAGCAGCAGCUUGCCCCCAGUUUGCUAUGAAAUUAUUACCUUGAAGACUAAAAAGAAGAAGAUGGCUGCUGAUAUGUUUCCCCGUAAAAAACCAGCCAGCUCCAGCACCACCGCUGUCCCGCAGUACCACCAGCAGAAUCUCAGCAACAACAACCUGCUUCCAGCCCCCAACUGGCAGGGUCUGUACCCCACCAUAAGAGAAAGAAAUGCGGUGAUGUUCAAUAAUGAUUUGAUGGCAGACGUACAUUUUGUGGUUGGGCCACCAGGUGGGACUCAGCGGUUGCCAGGACACAAAUAUGUUUUAGCUGUUGGGAGCUCUGUGUUCCAUGCAAUGUUUUACGGAGAACUUGCUGAGGACAAAGAUGAAAUCCGUAUACCAGAUGUUGAACCUGCUGCUUUUCUCGCUAUGCUGAAGUAUAUCUAUUGCGAUGAAAUUGACUUGGCCGCGGACACAGUGCUGGCCACUCUUUAUGCUGCCAAAAAGUACAUUGUCCCUCACCUUGCCAGAGCCUGCGUUAACUUCCUGGAAACCAGCCUGAGCGCCAAGAACGCCUGCGUGCUCCUCUCCCAGAGCUGCCUGUUUGAGGAGCCGGACCUGACCCAGCGGUGCUGGGAGGUGAUCGACGCCCAGGCCGAGUUAGCUCUCAAGUCCGAGGGAUUCUGCGAUAUUGACUUCCAGACACUAGAAAGUAUCCUCCGCAGGGAAACUCUGAACGCCAAAGAGAUCGUGGUUUUUGAGGCAGCUCUCAAUUGGGCUGAAGUAGAAUGCCAGCGACAAGAUCUCGCCUUGAGCAUUGAAAAUAAGCGCAAGGUCCUGGGAAAGGCACUUUACCUGAUCCGAAUACCCACAAUGGCCCUCGAUGAUUUUGCAAAUGGUGCUGCACAGUCCGGCGUUUUAACACUCAACGAGACCAAUGACAUCUUCCUCUGGUACACUGCUGCCAGAAAACCAGAGUUGCAGUUCGUGAGUAAAGCCCGCAAGGGCCUUGUCCCCCAGCGUUGUCACCGCUUCCAGUCGUGUGCCUAUCGGAGCAACCAGUGGCGCUAUCGGGGACGCUGUGACAGCAUCCAGUUUGCAGUCGAUAAAAGAGUGUUCAUCGCUGGCUUUGGGCUGUACGGCUCCAGCUGUGGCUCUGCAGAGUACAGUGCCAAGAUUGAACUCAAGCGCCAGGGCGUUGUCCUGGGGCAGAACUUGAGCAAGUACUUCUCGGAUGGCUCCAGCAGUACCUUCCCUGUGUGGUUUGAAUACCCGGUGCAGAUCGAGCCCGACACCUUCUACACAGCCAGCGUGAUCCUUGAUGGCAAUGAACUCAGCUACUUCGGACAGGAAGGCAUGACGGAGGUUCAGUGUGGCAAAGUGACCGUGCAAUUCCAGUGCUCCUCGGAUAGCACCAACGGCACUGGGGUCCAGGGAGGGCAGAUCCCUGAACUUAUAUUCUAUGCUUGAAAACUCAUUUCCCUGAGCAGUGCGAGCUGCUGUGAGGUGCACACCUGGUUCCUGCUUGCUCGAUGCUUAGCUCAUCUGCGGAUAGAUGAUGAGUGCAGAUGAUUUUAAUGAAUGAUGCCGUAGGCAGUUUCUCAUUUCUUUUAACUUUUAAUUGUGUACAAGCAGAAAUGCAGCAUUCAGCGCUUAACUCUGUGCUUAAAAGAUGCACACUUUUAUUUUUAGAGUACGUCUGUACACCUAGAGAGAUUUUGUUCUCUUUCAGACUGCCCUUCUGGUUGCCCAGUUUUGUCCCUUUGAAGAAAUGCUUGGAAUCACCUCCAGUUUCCUUUUGGGCUUUAUUUUGAUGGGUAGAAAUAAAUAGCCUAAAAUAAUGACGACGAGUUAAUUUAAACAGAACCUCCCUCCUGCCCCCCCAAAAUUAAACAUCAGUGUACAGUUUUGAAAGAAGUUUUGUUUUAGAGUAAUUUAGAAAGUAGGCAGUAGCCAUGUUUGGCUUUUAUUUCAUUCCUUUUAAAUUCUUUGCUUCUGGGCUUUGCGUUCUUUUUAAAUCCUAAAUUUAUAAUGUUAUGUAUUAAGCGCUACAAAGCGUCAGUGUAAGAUGGAAAAAAGAAAAUAAGAAAUUGAGUGUUUCUUUAGGCUAUGACUUCUGCUACAAUCAGGUUAUAUUCCCUUAGUUUAGAAGACAAAAUAUUGAAGUACACACACUUCUUUUCAAAGGAAUUAAAUUAUAAAAUUCUCCUGUCAGUAGAAAAAAGUUGCAGGCCCAUUAGUUUAAACUAAAACAGUUCAGAAAGGAAGCCUUAAAAAUGUCCUAUACUACAAAUCUUUUGAUUAAUGGCACAUUAAAAUACCUGGUUUGAAAAAGCCAAAUUCUUGUCUCCCCUCUUAGUUUCUGGUCCCCACUAUUUGCUUGUUUUUGGUUUGAAUAUAGAAUUCCUCUUCUUUUCUUUCCCCAUUGAAAGUGGACCAAACAAUUCUCUAGACGAAUAGAAUAGUAAUUUAUCUUGUAGCACUACAUGUUUGUGUAAGAAGACACUUUAUUCAUCGAUUUUUUUUUUUUCCUAUCUGAAAUAUACUUUACCUGAUCUACUUUGACUACAUACUAUUUUGUUAUUAUAAUUCUGUCCUGUUCCUGGACUGCUAGAAUCUGGCCUCUGGCCAUCUCGAAGUGCCAAUAUAUGCCUGCAGGGUUUUCAACAAGAUCUGGAGCGACACACUGGUUUAUACUAAUAGCGCAUCAGCAUCACGUCCCACUCUCUUCUCUGUCCAUGGGUGAUGUAAACAACAGAGAGAAGUGUUCAUCAAAAAAUUCUCCUUCACUGAUGGCUUGUGGUGGUUCUGUGCCUGUGUUCCUGGCAGUGUCCGAUGCUUUCACUUCCAGCUGAAGCAUCCGUGUGUUCCUGAGCAGCUUUUCUGCUCAGCGUGAUCCUGAGAGCGCUUCCCCCACCACCCAGAGUGUGGUCUCUGACCGCCUCCUUCUCCUGCCCUUCAAGCCUGAAGCCGGCUUGUCUGGAGCCAGGGGUUAGUCCCGGGGUGUGUGUGUGUGUGCGCGCGCGUACCCAUGUGCACACACGUGCGUUUAGGGACUCAGGAAUUGUCUCCUCCCUUCUUGGCUGGUGAGAGGUGGGACAGAAAUGGUCCCCUGCUGGCCCCCGUAAGGCCCCAGCGAGUGACUGCCCUUCCCUUGUUCACUGUGCUUCUGGGCCACUUCUUCCUUUGUAAACGUGGGCCUUCGGCCAGCUUCCCUGGUGGAGGAGAACACUGGAUUAUGGGAAAUUCCUCUAAUCACCUUUGCCAUUACUUAUGUCUGUUAGCAUAGAUGAUCAAAAGCCGUUAACUGGUGAUUACAGAUGAGUACUCCCAGGACAACUUUCCAAAAAUGAUCAAAUAAUUAAUUCCUAUUAGGACGAUUACAGAUAGUAGUUUUGGCAAAGCAUCGGUGAAAUAAAGGUACAUUUUCAAAUUUCAAAAAAUAUUUCUGCAAAAGAUUUUGUUUUUAAAUUAUGGCUAAACAUUUCAGUGACUUAUACCUACCAUGUAGAUUGGUAGACUGUGUAUCUGAUUGGAAGACACUCAUUUUUAAGCCAGAGGAGAAGAAACUUUAUGUAACACUAAUUUCAUCCUAUCAGAUUCUUGAGGUGGGUGCGAUAACCUCAGUGUGAAGGUUGCUCACCCUGUACCGCUCCAGUCAGUGCUCUUAUUAGCUAGCUGCCCUCCAUGUGGUGAGGGGACAGCUUGGUGAAAGCCAGAUGAGAUCCUGUACUCUGGGCUGGGCCAAGAAGGACUUAAUGUCAUGCUAAUUACCAUUACUUAGAAACAAAAGACUGGACACUGCCAACAUCAGACUGGCUGGUGCCAAAAGCUGUGGGUUAAAUUUGAAAAUUGUAUUUAAAUAUGAAAUUUUGUACUUUCAACCCUCAUGUCUCUUUCUGUAUUUUUGACAAAAUGGGAUGAAGGCUGAUGUACUCGCUUUAUUUUCUUUGGCGAUCUUUGAUUUUGUAGCUCUUAAAGCUAGAAACCAUAGUUCCGACAAGGCAGUCAACUCUAGUAUAUAAACACAACUUUGUCGAGCCGAAUAGGCCGUACUUUUCUUUUCUCAGUGUGUCUGGCAGUCUUUGUCAUUGAUACCGGGGAUAAGGGGAGCUAGGCUAGCAGUUCGGAUGUAACGUUCUUUUAGAGUAUCUCAAAAUAGCAUUUAAGCAAAUGGUCUAAUUUCUACCUAAUUAUUGCACUGAACUGUCUUUUUGUUUUUUAAGGUGUUUUAAUAAGCUCAGCUAAUUUCAGGACACUGUAGCCACUUGUGCAUCAGGGUGCUUGAAUUUAGUAGCUUAACGUUAUUUAUGAAGAAAAAAAUAUAAAUAUGAAGUACCUCAUGUUGAAUGUUAUUGUACUGUAUUUUAAUGUAACAGUGCAGAUCUUGUUAGACACAUGAAUGUGUGUAAUCAUGUUAAAAGCAAAUAAAAAUAAAACUGGUUCGUAGAUUUGUUUCCCUUAGCAUUUUUGUAGCUCCCCUGAAAUAGUAAAAAAGUUAAUUCUGGCACUUCAGGUACCACUACGGUGGUUCACGUAGAUGGCUUCACAGGUGAAGCCCGUUCGCUAAGUAUUCAGCUUUCUUUGAUCCCUAAAGAAAUGAAAAUUUGAGGCAAAAGCAUAAGUGAACAAUGAAUAUGUUAUUCAAUUGGCAUUGUUGAAAGCCCGACAGUUAAGUUAUAGAGAGGGCGUGAAUGGACGCAUUUAUAUUCCCCUUCUGUAGAUACGGAUUCCUGUAGCAGCUCAAAGCCUGUGUAUCUUGCCGUGCUAAGGGGUGUUGAUGACAGUAAACGACAUCUAGCUUUAGAUGUGACCAGUGCUGUUUUUCCUGCUGUGCUAGAAUAGCUUAAGUCUAGGAAUAAAAAUAAAUAAAAUGUCAUGUGAGAACUUUGAGUAUAAUUUUUAUGGGCUCAACUAGUUUUAUAUUUCCCCAUAUCAAGUAUGUGUGUCUGGCUUAUACGUAAUUAUUAUACACACGUGUACAUAAUUUUUUUCUCUACAGCUUUCUGUUGUUUCUCAGAGUUUAUUGUGAUACCUCUGUGUAUUUGUUUACCCACUUCAUCUACUCAGGGUUCAGUUUUUACAGCAUACCUGCUCACGGGAAUUUUGGAAUUUUACCGAAGAGUAGGGGAAAUGCAAUCACCCAUUCUCAUCAACUUAAUCACAGACACAACCUGAAAUUACAAAGACCUUUAAUCCAGGGAACUCUAAACCUUGUCUCAUCUCUGUUGCUAUUAAAACUUAAUUCAUAUGUUUGUUUACGGCAUCCCAAGACAAUUGGGAGUGAUCCCCUUCCAUUGCUGGGGCUUAGAGAUCAACAUGUCACUGCAAUUACCCUUUCUUCCCAGUUGACAGCAUGGCUUGCCUGUGAAAGCCCGAGGCUCAGACUUGGGGAACACAGGAACGGGGAAAGCAGUGCUGAGGAAUUAAAUGGUAUACAACUUAGAGGCUGAAAUUAGCAAGUGGCCCUGAAAACCUGAGAUGAUUUGAAGUGUUUAUCAGAGUAGGGUUUGAGUGCCUUUGACAUGCUUCAAUAGAGGAUGACUGUACCUUUAGAAUUUUGAAUUUUAGCUUUUUUUCAAAGCCACUUAACAUUUAUUGACCAGUGACUCCCUUUCCUCAGCGCUUCAUGUUCAACUUUUCAGAAUACAUGUUCUAGCAAAACGAACACUGAGAAGUUUUCAGAAAUAGAAUUUUUCCAUGUGUUUCCGCGACCAACAUACACACCAAUGAAAAGAGUUUCUCAACUGGGAAGUUGCAAAGCGGUUGGCUGAAUAUCUUUGUGAGGAAGAGGUGAAGGUGACCAUUUACGCUGUCACUCCAAAUACCUACUUCUAUAAAUGAGCCUCUGAAGAAUGUUUGAGUACAUUUUCCCAACUUGGACGCCUCUCUGCCACCUCUUCUGAACAUUUUUUUUUAAUUCAGACUGUAGUUAUUUUUAUAAUCGUUUUCCAUGUGCUUGGUUAAGCAUCCAGUGGGCACCAAUUUUACUAGCAAAUGUUGCUAUUUUACACUCUGCCUCUGAAAAUCCCUAAACCUCAAAGUAUCCAGUUAAAUACAACUACCCACUUUUUGUCAAAUAUGUGCUUUAAAUAAAUAUGCGUAUAGGGCAUAAUUAAAAUGAAGUCACCUAUUAGACCACUAAUGUUUGAACUUUGGUUUACUCUUACUUAGAAACCCUGGUGGUGUAGCGGUUAAGUGCUAAGGCUGCUAAUGAGAAGGUCAGCAGUUCAAAUCCACCAGGUGCUCCCUGGAAACUGUGGGGCAGUUCAACUCUGUCCUGUAGGGUCACCAUGAGUCGGAAUCAACUCGACAGCAAUGGGUUGGUUUGGUUUGGCAGGCUUAGUUACUAAUUUCACUUGAAGCUGUUGGUGGUAACCAGGUUAAGUGGUACGAAAGGACAGUGUAUUUAUGUUAAAAGCUACUGUAAGGAUUAUGUCCUUGUUUAUGUAGCAACAAUACAGAAAAUUAUUUCAAAAUGGAGGCAUACUUUCUGCUUUGAUGAACAAUUUUCUACUUAAUAGACAAUCGUUUUUACAUCAAUUUCUUCUAGAGGACUGAAAUUACACCUGGAAAAAAAAUACAGACAUCAUACUAGUAGCCUUGUUAAUUUUAAUUAACGGGAAGUGUUUUAAUUAGUCUUUAUGAGCAACAUAUAGCAGGAAGACUUGGGAGAAACCAGGAAAGUCUACGAGACAAUGUUUUGAUAUGUAGCAGCCUUUACUGUGUCUGUGAAACUUGCAUUUUCCUUCCUAAAUUACUAAAAGAAAAGCCAAAAUGUAUAUAUAUAAUGACUAAGGAAGCUAAGAAUAAUUUUUCAAAGCUUGAAGCAGAGGGUACCACCUUCUGCUAUGCAGUAGAGUAGGUAAAAGAGUACGUUUAAAAGACAUUCUAUAUAUCUGAUGUAAUAAAGGUUUUGUACUUGUCUUAAUCAGCUCUAAAUUUUCAGUUCAGCACCACUUAUGAAACGCUCAGUGCGCUUGAACCUUAGCCAGUUCAAAACUAAAAGCUGUCACAGAUCUUUAUUCUGAAGAAGAACUCUAAGAAUGUUUGGAGGCAUUCAUGGACCGAAGAAUACAGUGUUUGCUGGAUAAUUCAGUUCCCCCAGAAACGAACCAAAGGAUUAACCCAACAGUCAUCCAUUCGUUGGUCACUGUUCCUUGCUCCAUCCAGGCAGUUAGAAAAGUGAUGAGGAGUCACAGGCCGGUGAGCUAUGGGGUGUGCUCUGAGGAGCUAGGGUCCAUGCAGUGCUUGAUCCACGACAUGCAGGAUUUUAAGAUGGCUGGGCCCCAACCCAGAGUAUCUGAUUGGGUAGGUCACAUAGGUGGGGCCCCAACCCUGAGUAUCUGAUUGGGUAGGUCACAUAGGUGGGGCCCCAACCCAGAGUAUCUGAUUGGGUAGGUCACAUAGGUGGGGCCCCAACCCUGAGUAUCUGAUUGGGUAGGUCACAUAGGUGGGGCCCCAACCCUGAGUAUCUGAUUGGGUAGGUCACAUAGGUGGGGCCCCAACCCUGAGUAUCUGAUGGGGUAGGUCACAUAGGUGGGGCCCCAACCCAGAGUAUCUGAUUUGGUAGGUCACAUAGGUGGGGCCUCAACCCAGAGUAUCUGAUUUGGUAGGUCACAUAGGUGGGGCCCCAACCCUGAGUAUCUGGUUGGGUAGGUCACAUAGGUGGGGUCUGAGAAAUUGCAUACCCUGCCUGUCUGCUGAUCACAG